Molecule: messenger RNA, 1497 nt
Organism: Melospiza melodia melodia
Lineage: Eukaryota; Metazoa; Chordata; Aves; Passeriformes; Passerellidae
Gene: SPP1
Product: secreted phosphoprotein 1
Exons: 7
Coding region: 206-1219 (337 amino acids)
Biological process (GO): ossification; cell adhesion; positive regulation of bone resorption
Molecular function (GO): extracellular matrix binding
Source: RefSeq, a predicted model, not a curated record
CUCAUCUUUUUCCACCACACGGGGAUUGGUGGCUGUGCUUGGGACAGAGUUUAAAUUCCCAGAGCUCAGAGAUGUCAGGCAGCAGGGGACGAGGGGAGAAAGCCAGAGCUGCUGGGAGCCAACUGUCUGGAGCUGCUGCUGGGAUCACUGAGAGUGCUCUUGUUGUGGCUGACUCCUUCAGCACCAAAAAAGGUAAAAUAUCACAAUGAAGGUGGUAGUUCUGUGUUUAUGCCUUAUCAGCAUCACAGCUGCAUGGCCAGUGAUUCAAUCCAAGCAGCAUGCCAUUUCUUCCAGCUCCAAAGAAAAAUAUGACUCCAGGGGCCAUCACUUGCAUAAGUACCACAAUGACUAUGUGAAUUCUCAGUCUCAGGAGAGUCAGCAGCACCCACAGAGUGACCUGGCAUCAUCUCAGCAGACCCUUUACUCUUCAGAAGAAAGUGUGGAUGUCCCAGAACAACUGCCCUUUCCUGAUGUGUCAAGCAAGAGCCAUGAAGACGUGGAUGAUGAUGAUGAUGACGAUGACAAUGAUUCCAAUGACACGGAUGAAUCUGAAGAGGUUGUCACGAUUUUCCCCACGGACAUUCCAGUAACUGAACCAUUCCCCACUUUCCCUUUCACCCGAGGAGACAAUGCUGGCAGAGGUGACAGUGUGGCCUACAGGAUGAGGGCAAAAGCUGCACUGUUGAAGUCUAUCAAACUCCGCAAAGCCAUGAAAAAGCUCAUCUAUGAUGCGACUGAGGAAGAUGAGAGCGACAUGGAUGCAGAGAGCCAGCACUCUGUCUCCCGGGAGGAUCCUGCUUCCCGCAGGUCCCUGAGGAAGCACGCCAGCAGUGUGGUGUGGUCUGACCGGAGCCACGGGCGGGACAGCAGCGAGCAGGACAGCCACCCGCAUGACCGGAGCUUGGAAAACGACAGCAGGCCCAAAUCCGACAGCCACGAGGCAGAAGGGGACAGUAGCAAGUCUGGUAUGAGAGGGGCCAGCCUCUCGAGUGUGGAAAGCAGGGAGAGAAGGGACAGCCACUCGAGUGUGGAAAGCAGGGAGAGCCAUCCGAGUGUGGAAAGCAGGGAGAGAAGGGACAGCCACUCGAGUGUGGAAAGCAGGGAGAGCCGGGACCGCGUGUCAGCGGAGCUCUCUGACCAUAUCAGAAGCCAAACGCUGGAAAGUGCCGAGGAUUCUCAAGAUCGUCACAGCAUCGAAAGCAACGAAGUCACCCUUUAAAAGGAGAUAAAAAUAAUUUUUCCCUUCUUUUCCAAUCUCUACCUAAGGGGAGCAGGGAGUAGCUUCAUUCUUCAUUUCGGGGCACUGUUUCUUAAUAUAGUUCGCGUGGUGGCUUUUGGGGUUCGGGGCGGUCCGUGGCCACUGGGGCUGUGCCGGCAGAGGCGGUGGGACACGGUGGGACACGGCGGGAGAGCGUCGCCCCUCGGGCCCGCUGCUCUCUGCGCUGCCGAGCGGUGUUUUGCUGUAAAUGGAAUUCAAUAAAACCUCAAAACCCUGUA